Nerophis ophidion (straightnose pipefish) is the source of this 6367-nucleotide messenger RNA. Its product is annotated as adenylate cyclase type 6-like. Gene Ontology annotation, cellular component: plasma membrane. The record is from RefSeq and is a predicted model, not a curated record. Gene Ontology annotation, molecular function: adenylate cyclase activity. The transcript has 23 exons. Bases 352 to 3879 code for a protein of 1175 amino acids. Gene Ontology annotation, biological process: cAMP biosynthetic process; adenylate cyclase-inhibiting G protein-coupled receptor signaling pathway; adenylate cyclase-activating G protein-coupled receptor signaling pathway. NCBI's taxonomy places the organism in Eukaryota, Metazoa, Chordata, Actinopteri, Syngnathiformes, Syngnathidae.
GAGUUCGCAGUAAGAGCAGACCACUCGGAGCUCUGAGGCCACCAUAUAGGCUCAUCAGGAGGCAGUGUGGCGGCGGCGUGGAGCUUGGAGUCCCGUGUCUGGAAGUGGAUCACCUCUGCUGCGGUGUCGUGACAACAGUCCCUUCCUGUACGAAUGAUCGCCAAUGGGGACGAUAUGGCCUAUACGGAGGCAAGCAGUGGGGUGCAGGGCUGAGACAAUAACAGUUUGGGAGACUGAAUUCAUAAAUCUCUGAGGCACCUGGUCUGCCUGAGCCCAUGGUGUGCACCUGCUGGGAUGAACCAGUGACCUUUCCAAAGAGCAAAGCGUUUGACCUGACCACGCCCACACAGGAUGUCGUGGGCCAGAGGCGUCUUUGUAGGCAGAGUAGAUGAGCCAAAGACCGCGUGGGGAGAGCGCAAUGGCAAAAAGAAGAAAGACAAGUCCUCCCUGUGCGGUUCACGCUACAUGAGCUGCCUAAGGGACCCUGAGGACUUGGAUCCCCCUAAUGUGGCCCCUCAGCAUUACCACAGCCGAGCUGGCCCAAGCGGGGGACACUUCGGCCUGCGCUGUGGAUGGCAAGAGGACCAUUACGGGAAAAGGAUGGGCGAUGGCGUUGACCUGGGCCUAAAGGCUGUGGACUUGGGCUUUGACGACGGCGAACUGAAGGGCAGAAAAGAGGAUGAAUUUGGGGAGGUGGCAGAGGGAAGGUGCAAAAAGAUGAGCGCAGCAGACUGUUGGGUGCACGUCAUGUGGGUUUUUCAAUCCAAGAAGUUCCAGUCGGCUAAACUUGAGCGUCUAUACCAGCGAUACUUCUUCAGACUCAACCAGAGCUCUCUGACUAUGCUGAUGGGUGUUCUGGUCGUGGUGUGUGGGGUCAUGCUGGCCUUUCACUGCAUUCAGCGGGGCCCGAAUGUGGCCUACGUCUCAGUACUCUCCGUUGCCAUGGUGCUCUUUCUUGCCAUGAUGGUGGUGUGCAACCGCAACGGCUUCCACCAGGACUACAUGUGGAUCGUGAGCUACCUGGUGAUCGGGGUGCUCAUUAUUGUGCAGGUUUUUGGGCUGCUGAUGGUGGACCCUCGUAGUGCCUCGGAGGGCAUUUGGUGGACAGUCUUCUUUAUCUACAUCAUCUACACUCUGCUGCCUGUCCGAAUGAGAGCUGCUGUACUCAGUGGAGUUGUGUUGUCCACGAUACACAUCAUUACCGCCUGGCAACUCAAUCAAGAGGACAAAUUCAUUGUCACACAGAUAACAGCCAACGUUGUCAUCUUCAUUUGCACUAACAUGAUCGGGGUCUGUACCCACUACCCCGCUGAGGUCUCCCAGAGACAAGCCUUCCAGGAGACCAGAGGCUAUAUUCAGGCCAGAAUUCACCUGCAGAGGGAAAACCAGCAGCAGGAGCGCCUACUACUGUCAGUGCUGCCAAGGCAUGUUGCCAUGGAGAUGAAGGCUGAUAUCAAUGCCAAGAAGGAAGAUAUGAUGUUCCACAAGAUCUACAUCCAAAAACAUGACAAUGUUAGCAUAUUGUUUGCAGACAUCGAGGGCUUCACCAGCCUGGCGUCUCAGUGCACAGCCCAGGAGCUGGUCAUGACGCUCAAUGAGCUGUUCGCCCGCUUCGAUAAGCUUGCCUCGGAGAACCACUGCCUACGCAUCAAAAUCCUGGGGGACUGCUACUACUGUGUGUCCGGGCUGCCCGAGCCCCGGGCCGACCACGCCCACUGUUGCGUGGAGAUGGGAGUGGACAUGAUUGAAGCUAUUUCACUGGUGAGAGAGGUGACGGGAGUCAAUGUCAACAUGCGGGUGGGCAUCCACAGCGGGCGUGUUCACUGCGGCGUGCUGGGCCUGCGCAAGUGGCAGUUUGACGUCUGGUCCAACGACGUGACUCUCGCCAACCAAAUGGAGGCCGGCGGGAAGGCCGGGCGCAUCCACAUCACCAAAGCAACUCUACAGUAUCUAAGCGAGGACUAUGAGGUAGAGCCAGGAUUCGGAGGGGAGCGAAAUGCUUACUUGAAGGAUAAUAACAUUGAAACGUUUCUGGUGUUGGGGUGCAGCCAAAAGAGGAAAGAGGAGAAAGCCAUGAUGGCUAAAAUGCAGCGAGCCCGUGCAAAUUCUGCAGAGGGCUUGAUGCCACGCUGGGUGCCUGAUAGAUCCUUCUCCAGAACCAAGGAGUCCAAAGUCUUCAGGCAGAUGGGCAUCGAUGAAGCAUCCAGCAAGGACAACCGCUGCAUUCAGGAGGCCUUGAACCCUGAAGAUGAGGUGGACGAGUUCCUUGGAAGGGCCAUCGACGCCCGCAGCAUCGACCAGCUGCGGAAGGACCACGUCAAAAGGUUCCUGCUCACUUUUCAAACUGCUGACCUCGAGAAAAAGUACUCCAAAAAGGUUGAUGAUGGCUUUGGAGGUUACGUGGGCUGCACACUCCUCGUUUUCUUUUGCAUCUGUGCCAUUCAGAUGAUUGUUUUCACUAUAACGCCCCUUAUGCUUGGUCUGUACAUCAGCAUCUUCAUCCUCCUCACCAACAUCCUCUUCAUCUGCUCCAUCUACUCCUGCAUCAAACUCUUCCCAGCCACCUUGCAGACGGUAACCAAGAAAAUAGUUCAGUCUCGUGCCAACAGCACACUGGUGGGCGUCUUCACCAUCCUCCUCCUCUUCAUCGCUUCCUUCGCUAACAUGUUUACCUGCAGCAGAGGCCAGCUGGAGGAGUGUGUGGCCGACAAGCUGAACACGCCAGUGACACUAUGUCUGCUGCACAACCUGACCAAGACAGCAAAGGAUGGCUUAACUCUGUGUUCCAGCCAGGUCACACCCUGCCAUUUCCCAGAGUAUUUCAGCUACAGUGUCCUACUGACCCUGCUGGCCUGCUCCGUUUUCCUCCACAUCAGCAGCAUAGGGAAGUUGGCGCUGAUGCUACUCAUCCAGUUCAUUUUCCUCCUGCUGGUGGAGUGGCCUCAAGUGUUCCUGUUUGACAACGCUGACCUGCUGGUCAAAGCUAACACGCUGCUGGGUUUUAAUGCAACUGCAGAACAGUGCCUGGCGAGCGUGACCAAAGUACCCCUGAAGGUCAUGACCCCUGUAAUCCUGACUGUGUUUGUUCUGGCUUUAUACCUGCACGGCCAGCAGGUGGAGUCCACUGCGCGUCUGGACUUCCUGUGGAAGCUUCAAGCUACAGAGGAGAAGGAGGAGAUGGAGGAGCUGCAGGCCUACAACCGCCGCCUGCUCCACAACAUACUACCCAAAGAUGUCGCCGCCCACUUUCUCGCCAGAGAGCGCCGCAACGACGAGCUGUACUACCAGUCGUGCGAAUGUGUCGCCGUCAUGUUUGCCUCCAUCUGCAACUUCUCCGAGUUCUACGUGGAGCUGGAGGGCAACAACGAGGGAGUGGAGUGUCUCAGGCUGCUCAAUGAGAUCAUCGCCGAUUUUGAUGAGAUCAUCAGUGAGGAAAGAUUCCGUCAGCUAGAGAAAAUCAAAACCAUCGGUUCUACUUAUAUGGUUGCCUCUGGCCUCAACGUCUCCACCUACGACAGAGAAGGUCGCUCGCACAUCCUGGCCCUGGCCGACUACGCCAUGAGGCUUAGGGAGCAGAUGAAGUACAUCAACGAGCACUCCUUCAACAACUUCCAGAUGAAAAUAGGUCUGAACAUGGGACCGGUGGUGGCAGGGGUGAUUGGAGCCAGGAAGCCCCAGUAUGAUAUUUGGGGGAACACAGUCAAUGUAGCCAGUCGAAUGGACAGCACAGGAGUAGCAGACUACAUACAGGUGACCACGGACCUGUACCACGUGCUGGCCAACAACGGCUACAAGCUGGACUGUAGAGGACUCGUAAAAGUAAAGGGGAAGGGCGAAAUGACCACUUACUUCCUUACCAGCGGCCCCCAGAGCCUUUAACCAGCCAGGCCAGACCACAACGCCCCCCAUGCCCUCCCCCAACCCUCCCCCUCCAUAGGGUUGACCCACUCUGCACUGAUGCACGGUGCGAACACACUGAAGAUGGACGCCGCGUGUGUGUGUGUAAAGGCUUUUUUUUGCACAAGCGACCACAAAGCCCUGUUGCCUUAGGAUGGGAGUAUGCUUGUGUUUAUGAGCAAUAGUACAAGUGUUUCUCUUCUGGACGCCGUUAUUUAUUUUUGUGCAGAUGGAUAAGCUACAUGAAGAAAUUGGGAGUAUAUGCAAGGACCGAUUAAUGAAGAAUGAACACGACCAAAGAACAACUGUCCCGAGUACGUUCGUUUAGUUGUCAUCGCCAAGGCCACGGUCGUAAAAAAAGUCAGUGUCGCCGAUGGGGACAAACACAUGUUGCUGUGGACUCAAUCAGGAAGGGGAAUACCACACACACAAACACACACAAACAAACACACACACACACACACACACAGGCGCCGAUCCAGUGGGUGCUUCGGAGCCCGAGCACCCACGUGGGAUUGAUGGCUACUUUCAAUCCUUAAAAUCAUUUUUGAAAAAUCAAUCUUGUUGUAGUUAAUUUUGUGGCGAGUUUGGGUCAUUUUUACAAAGUACAGACCCUGUUUCCAUGGGAGUUGGGAGAUUGUGUUAGUUGUAAAUAUAAACGGAAUACAAUGAUUUGCAAAUCAUUUUCAACCUAUAUUCAGUUGAAAAUGAUUUGCAAAUCAUUUUCAACCUAUAUUCAGUUGAAUAUGCUACAAAGACAACAUGUUUGAUGUUCAAACUGAUAAAACUUUUUUUUUUUGAUACCAGCAACACGUGACAGAGAAGUUGGGAAAGAUGGCAAUAAAUACUGAUAAAGUUUAGGAAUGCUCAUCAAACACUUAUUUGGAACAUCCCACAGGUGUGCAGGCUAAUUGGGAACAGGUGGGUGCCAUGACUGGGUAUAAAAACAGAGUGCGGGUACUUUCCUGGCCCGCCCGCAGUCCAGACCUGUCUCCCAUCGAAAAUGUGUGGCACAUUAUGAAGCGUAAAAUACAACAGCGGAGACCCCAGACUGUUGAACGGCUGAAGAUCUACAUAAAACAAGAAUGGGAAAGAAUUCCACUUUCAAAGCUUCAACAAUUAGUUUCCUCAGUUCCCAAACGUUUAUUGAGUGUUGUUUAAAGAAAAGGCAGUGGUGAACAUGCCUUUUCCCAACUACUUUGGCACGUGUUGCAGCCACGAAAUUCUAAGUUAAUUAUUAUUUGCAAAAAAAAAAAUAAAGUUUAUGAGUUUGAACAUCAAAUUUCUUGUCUUUGUAGUGCAUUCAACUGAAUAUGGGUUGAACAGGAUUUGCAAAUCAUUGUAUUCCGUUUAUAUUUACAUCUAACACAAUUUCCCAACUCAUAUGGAAACGGGGUUUGUAAUAAAGCCACAAAUCGUAUGGAGUAUUAAGUUCGCUGAACGUCUAUUUAUUUUUUAUUUUUUUAAUACACACACACCGUGCACCCACUGGCAGAAAUGUAGGUCGGCGCCUAUGCACGCGCACACAGACACACACACACACACAUUCAUAGGCAAGAAAUAAGAACAACAAACAACAUGCGUGUGUGCUUUCACAGCCCUGUCUUUGUUUCCUGCAGCCUGUGAUUGUCCACAGUCCACACACCACGAGGCUGCUUGUGGUUCAAACCUUCUAUUGAUUUGCUUCGAGUCAGAGAAAGAUGACUUGAAGCAAAGGAGAAGCAGUCAUACGUGUGUCACGGUACUGAUAAAAAAAACUGUUUUUUGAAACAUUUUGUAGUCAUGGAUGUGAGUAUUAUGCGUGUGUGUGUGUGUGUAUGUGCGUGCGUGUGGCAGGAUGCUGAACUUUUCCUCUAAAAAGGGGACAUACUGUAACUUUUCACUGUGAGGGUUUUUGAUGCGGGACACAACAUGGCUUUCUUGUCCAACUGUUUGCUGCGAGGCAUGUUUUAUAUUCAUCUCCGCCGAUCCUGACUUCUGGUGAUUUUUACUGGACGCUCACGCCAUUCCAAGCAAAAAUGUUCAAAAGUAUAUUUUUUAAAACAGACUCUGCCUGCUCACAUGUAUCGCCUUGAUGUCAUGUGCUUGCAAGGUCCUUCUUUUUAUUGAAUCGAGACUUGCUUUUUUUUUUCCAUUUGAAGGGGUCUUAAACACCCUCAAAAGAGUCCAAUGAAUGUAUGUAAUAAAAUCAACAGUAUUUCCACUUUGCUACUGAGAGAUCAAAAGAGGUCAAACCGGUUGGACUUCUUCUUUGCCGCAAAUUAUUUUAAAGUGUUUAUGAGCUCACAUUUCAUAAUAUUUCUGCCUUAAGAGGUGACGAGCUUCUACAUCAUUCUCUGAAAUAAAAGGUCAACCGACUGAUACACCCCCCCCAAUAGGAACGCCUUGAUGUUUAAUUUGUUUUCUGUUGAUGCACUUCAACAGUACAACUGUAUUUUACAAAACAAUAAUAAAAGCAAAAAAGACCAUG